GUUGCAAUUAUCACUCCAUUUAACUUCCCUUUGGAAAUUCCACUGCUGCAACUUAUGGGUGCUCUCUACAUGGGAAACAAGCCGGUUCUUAAAGUUGAUAGCAAGGUGUGCAUUGUGAUGGAGCAAAUGAUCCGGCUAUUGCACGAGUGUGGGUUGCCCAUGGAGGACAUGGACUUCAUCAAUACUGAUGGCAUAACCAUGAACAAGUUGUUGCUUGAGGCUAAACCACGUAUGACUCUAUUUACUGGGAGCUCACGGGUUGCAGAGAAGUUAGCUGGUGAUCUGAGAGGGCGCGUAAAAUUGGAAGAUGCAGGGUUUGAUUGGAAAAUUCUUGGUCCAGACGUGCAAGAGGUUGAUUAUGUUGCGUGGGUAUGCGAUCAGGAUGCCUAUGCUUGUAGCGGCCAAAAAUGCUCAGCCCAGUCAAUAUUAUUUAUGCAUGAGAAUUGGGCUUCAAGUUCUCUUGUUCCUCAAAUGAAAGAGCUUGCAGAGAGAAGAAAAUUGGAAGAUUUAACAAUAGGACCUGUUCUUACAGUUACAACAGAUCGAAUGGUGGAACACAUUGAGAAGUUACUUGAAAUACCAGGAUCAAAGUUAUUUUUUGGAGGCCAGCCCUUGGAGAAUCAUUCUAUUCCAAAAAUCUAUGGUGCUUUGAAACCAACUGCCAUUUUUAUUCCUAUUGAUGAGAUUCUUAAGGAUAAGAAUUACGAGCUAGUUACAACAGAGCUUUUUGGCCCAUUUCAGAUUAUCACGCAAUACAAGCAGGACCAGCUAACACUUGUGUUGGAGGCUUGUGAAAGGAUGCAUGCGCAUUUGACAGCUGCCGUUGUUUCUAACGAUCCGCUUUUCUUACAGGAAGUUCUUGGAAAGUCCAUUAACGGGACGACAUACGCCGGCAUCAGGGCUCGAACAACCGGCGCUCCUCAGAACCAUUGGUUUGGACCAGCUGGUGAUCCAAGAGGUGCAGGAAUAGGAACACCUGAAGCAAUCAAGCUGGUCUGGUCUUGCCACAGAGAAAUCAUAUAUGAUAUUGGACCAGUGCCUCACCAAUGGAAAAUUCCACCUUCUACUUAGAAUAAAUCUGACUGGCAAGUGGAUUUAUUCAAAGGGAAAUUUACAUACCUAGCUCGCAAUUCUUCCUAAACUUUCAUAUUUACAUACCUAGCACUUCGCUGCUUUAUACCUUGUGCUUGAAAACUUUCAUAUUUACCUAUCUCACACCUGAACUUUCAUAAUUACAAAUAUCAUAUGAAAAGUAACACUCAUUAUCUCUUUCCAUCCUUUGGUAAAGUUUUUUUUUUGUGUAAAAAUGAAAGUUUAGGUGUGAGAUAGGUAAAUUUGUAAGAAUUGGGUGCUAUGUAUGUAAUUUUGUCUUUAAAGAUUUGAGGGUUAUGUGCCUAAAUGAAAGUUUAGGUGUGAGUUAUGCAAAUAAAUGCCCCUUAUUCAAAUUUCUUUUGGUGAAUGGCUUUUUCUGGAUUUGUGAGUUAAUUUUUAAUAAGUUUCUGUAUUGAUUACGAGUAAAACUGCAUCUGCCAUUCACAUUCAAUUUGAUAAACAAUUGUAAUGAGCACAUUGUUGUUUAGAAUUGGAGAGAAGUUUGU
Molecule: messenger RNA, 1598 nt
Organism: Phalaenopsis equestris
Lineage: Eukaryota; Viridiplantae; Streptophyta; Magnoliopsida; Asparagales; Orchidaceae
Product: probable aldehyde dehydrogenase
Cellular component (GO): mitochondrion
Molecular function (GO): aldehyde dehydrogenase (NAD+) activity; L-glutamate gamma-semialdehyde dehydrogenase (NAD+) activity
Source: RefSeq, a predicted model, not a curated record